GUUUUAACUCCACCUGAAAAGGAACAUAAAGAGAGAGAUAAAAUAGAUAUUUUAUCAGACCAGACAGAACAGAGAUCUUGUUACUUACUAAACUCAGCCUUAUCCAGUUUCUCAAAAGGAGUUUUCAAAAAUGAGCUCAUCAUUCUCUGCUUCCUCUGAAAUACUUAGCUCCGAGAACGGCUCUCCGGUUAUGUCAGGCGGAGAUUAUUGUCCCAUUUUGGCGGCUAGCUGUCCGAAGAAACCCGCGGGUAGGAAGAAGUUUCAAGAGACACGUCACCCCAUUUACAGAGGAGUUCGCCUUAGAAAAUCAGGUAAGUGGGUGUGUGAAGUAAGGGAACCAAACAAAAAAUCUAGGAUUUGGCUCGGAACUUUCAAAACAGCCGAGAUCGCAGCUCGUGCUCACGACGUCGCGGCCUUAGCUCUCCGCGGAAGAGGGGCCUGCCUCAACUUCGCCGACUCGGCUUGGCGGCUCCGUAUACCGGAGACAACCUGCGCCAAGGAUAUCCAGAAGGCUGCUGCUGAAGCUGCAUUGGCUUUUGAGGCUGAGAAGAGUGAUACCACGACUUAUCAUGGCAUGAACACUGAGGAGACGGCUUCUCAGGCUGAGGUGAAUGAUACGACGACGGAUCAUGGCCUGGACAUGGAGGAGACGAUGGUGGAGGCUGUUGUUGCGGAGGAACAGAGAGAAGUGUUUAACAUGGCGGAGGAGGGUGUUGUUAUGGAGGAGCAGAGCAAUGGGUUUUACAUGGACGAGGAGUGGGCGUUUGGGAUGCCGACGUUGUGGGCUGAUAUGGCGGAAGGGAUGCUUUUGCCGCCGCCGUCCGUACAAUGGGGACAUAAUGAUGACUUCGAAGGAGAUGUUGACAUGAACCUUUGGAGCUACUAAUUAAUAUUCGUAUUUAUUAUUUUUUUUUCAAUUCUUUUGUGUGAUGUUAUUCUACUAUAAAAAUUUCGGAUUCUACCUUUAUUUUUUUACGGGGAUCUAUUUUUUUAGUGUGAGAAAUUCGCCCUGGUUUUGUAUUUUUGUGUGUGUGUGCAGCAUAGUGAUCAUCCUGGUCUCUUUGUAUGCAACACAUAGAUUUUAGUUUCAAUAAAAACAGAAGAGGAAAGAGCUGCAGAAAUGUUAAUUUAAGCCAA
Messenger RNA from Eruca vesicaria subsp. sativa (arugula), 1137 nucleotides. The record is from the annotation of a GenBank genome assembly. NCBI's taxonomy places the organism in Eukaryota, Viridiplantae, Streptophyta, Magnoliopsida, Brassicales, Brassicaceae.